AUGCUGAAAAACUAUGCUCGAAUCUUUGAUGCUACUUAUGACGAGGAUUUGGUCAAUGUGACCGCGAAGAACAACAACGGGAACUUAGCCAUUGUUUUCAAUGUGCUUGGUAUGGACUGUGAUACGAUGAAGAAUUUUACUCGUGUAGCGAAGAAAAAUGUGCACUUUAUCAAGUCUGUGAGAGUGAAAUGUGAAGGGAAACCAGAGUACGUGAUCAAAUGA
Messenger RNA from Necator americanus (New World hookworm), 222 nucleotides. RefSeq lists its product as uncharacterized. NCBI's taxonomy places the organism in Eukaryota, Metazoa, Nematoda, Chromadorea, Rhabditida, Ancylostomatidae. The record is from RefSeq and is a predicted model, not a curated record. The transcript has 3 exons. The coding region runs from base 1 to 222 and encodes 73 amino acids.